UAGUCUAAGACCGCCUAUACAGAUACUGUAGCCAGGCUGCGCGCCAAAUCACACACAAGCUCAGUCUCAAAACCAUUCAAACCAGUACGUACAAGAUAGUGAAGCCCAUGGCGCAGCUUCCGGCCGUGCUGCCGCCGCUGGCGCUCGUCGACGGGGGGCGCAAGAAGCGUGCUGGGCUCCCGAGGCUCCUGCACAAAUUCUUCUUCAAGGUUCUGCGGCUGAGGCCUGCGUCGUCGUCGUCGGCAGCGGAGGGCGGCGCGGCGGCGUUCGAGGCGUACUACGGGUACCGGAUGGUGGAUGAGUACUACUACUACAGCUACGGCGGGUCGUCGUGGGCCGGGGUGCUCUUCUCCAUCCCAGAGGAGGAGAGCUCCGAGGAGGGCACGCCGGAGUCUGUCGUUCGGCCUGGCCCAUCCGCGCUCCGGAAGGCCCACUCCGACUCGGAGCGGUUCAUCGCCGCCGAGGCAGCCGCCGUCGUGCGCCUCGAGGUCAUCUUGUGAUUAAAACCGGGCACCGCUGCUGAGCUCGGCGUCUGAAGGACAGGAGGGCGCCUGCGCCGUCCGAUCUGAACUCGAUGCUCGGAUGACAGCAGUUGCGCGGGUUUAAGGGCGCAUAUGGGCUUGCUGAUCCUCGCAACACACUCAGGGACCAUGCCUGUCAGUCCUGGAAGUUGCAGGAUUCAUCGACGGCUUGAAAGGACCAAACUCAAGCUGCAAAUACACUCGAGAGUAGUUAGGCUGCCACUUAGGGAAAUAAAGGAGUCCUGUUUGCAUAUCACAAUAUCAAACUCAGUCCUGUCUAUUAGUUAGUGACAAGAGUUGUGUGCAUAGAUGACACAAAGAUGGAUUUCAUGUACUCGGAUUCACGUAUUAGAUUGGAAAUUCGGGAAGAUUUUUCCUUCAAUUCCUCUGGGAAUUGAAUGGUUUCAAACAAAAGUUUCCAUGGCCUGAACGUGGGUGCUACUGUUAUGUAGCAGUAGAAGUUGCUGUCUUGUU
Molecule: messenger RNA, 995 nt
Organism: Lolium rigidum
Lineage: Eukaryota; Viridiplantae; Streptophyta; Magnoliopsida; Poales; Poaceae
Exons: 1
Coding region: 108-500 (130 amino acids)
Source: RefSeq, a predicted model, not a curated record